AUGCAAGCCCAUUUUUAAGAGAAGAAAGCUCUAGCUGACAUCUUUGGUCAAAUAAAAGAUGUAGAUGAGCAAAUUUUUGGUGUCAUAUUAGAAAAAUUAAGAAAGGAAAAAGUUUAAGACAUCAUUGGAUAUCUUUCAGAUAACGGGGCUCAAAGCCAAUUAGAAUCCUGUAUCUUACAAAAAGGAGAGAAUAUAACCCAGGCUGAUAAAGAAUGGAAAUUGCCUGUUGUCAGAAAUGAAAUCAGAUAAAUCACAGAAGUCUUAAGAAAAUUAAAAGACCAUGACUUCAAUAAGAUAAACUAUUCCUCUGAAGAAAAUUUAGAAUCUUCAUUAAAUCUAAUUAAUAGCGUCAAGUAUAAUAAAUAGAUCAUAGAAUUUCUUAAAUGUUUAGUUCACUUCACAUCUAUAGAUGACACUUUAAUAUAAUGUGGGUCUAAUUCAUUACAUAUAUUAAUUUAGAUGAAGGUGAAUUUUAGAAAAAAGAAUUUGGAAAAUAUUAAGAUCAAAAAUACUUCUUUGGUAGGAGCUAACUUUGUUAAGUCCAAUUUUAGCGGAUCCUAAUUUAAUAAUGUUAACAUAAGUGGAAUAAAUUUGAAUGGAGCAAAAUUAUUAAAUUGUAAAUGGAAAGAUUUAAGAAUCCAUGAAUUAAAUAUAUUACAUGGUCAUAGUGAUGAAAUAAGAUCGAUUUGUUUUUCUUCUGAUGGAAACACAUUAGCUUCUGGUGGUGGUUAUCUUUAUGGAGAUGGUGAUAACUCUAUUCGUCUAUGGGAUGUCAAAACUGGAUAAUAAAAAGCCAAAUUAGAUGGACAUACUAGCACUGUCAACUCACUCUGUUUCUCUCCUAAUGGAAAUACAUUAGCUUCUGAAUAUGAUAAUGGCUCUGUCUUAUUAUGGGAUACUAAAACAAGAAAGAAAAGAGCAAAAUUAAAUGGCCAUAUUGGCAAAGUCUUCUCGGUUUGUUUCUCUCAUGAUGGAAAAACAUUAGCUUCUGGUAGUUGUGAUAAGUCUAUCCGUCUAUGGGAUGUCAAAACAGGAUAAUAAAAAGCCAAAUUAUAUGGUCAUAGUGAAUGGGUCUAAUCAGUCUGUUUCUCUCCUGAUGGAAAUACAUUAGCUUCUGGUAGUAGUGAUGAGUCUAUCCGUCUAUGGGAUGUCAAAACAGGAUAAUAAAAAGCCAAAGUAGAUGGUCAUUUUGGAAUUGUCUACACAGUCUGUUUCUCUCCUGAUGGAAAUGCAUUAGCUUCUGGUAAUUAUGAUAACUCUAUCCGUCUAUGGGAUGUCAAAACAGGAUAAUACAAAGCCAAAUUAGAUGGUCAUUUUGGAAUUGUCUAAUCAGUCUGUUUCUCUCCUGAUGGAAAUACAUUAGCUUCUGGUAGUAGGGAUAAGUCUAUCUGUCUAUGGGAUGUCAAAACAGGAUAAUACAAAGCCAAAUUAGAUGGUCAUACUAGUUAUGUUAGAUCAGUCUGUUUCUCUCCUGAUGGAAAUACAUUAGCUUCUGGUAGUGAUGAUAAGUCUAUCCGUCUAUGGGAUGUAAAGACAGUAUACGAAAUUAAAUCCUCCAAUAAAAACUAAAAAGAUAUUCUUGCAUAAUUUAAGAUUCCACUCCAAUAACAUAACCAUUUUUUCGAAGGUAGUAUUUAUUCCCUAUCAUAUUUUUAGCCUAAUCCGCUAUAAUCUAAGCAUAAGGAGCACUCGUUCUCAAAGGAGAAUUCAUCAAUCAUCAAGGCACUGAUUUGAGACCUUUAUUGAAAUCCAACGGAAGUUGCUUUUUAGAAGACUUAUAGAAAAAGUGA
Paramecium pentaurelia is the source of this 1790-nucleotide messenger RNA. NCBI's taxonomy places the organism in Eukaryota, Ciliophora, Oligohymenophorea, Peniculida, Parameciidae. The record is from the annotation of a GenBank genome assembly.